GUUCUUCCUCCCAGACUGAACAGGACCCCUGUGUGUCUUAUCUACGUUUCCCCGUUAGUCACAGCAUGGCGCCCCUCAGCCGUCUGUUGAUCUACUACGUGAGAGAAAAUGGUGAAGGUGUAACAGACAGUCUGCAAAUCUCUGUCCAGCCUGAAUUUGAGAACCAGGUAUUUGUUUCUUUGUCGUCUAAUGACUCAAUUCCUGGAGACCCAGUGACCCUGCAUGUCCAGGCAGAGAGGGGCUCAUGUGUUUGUGUGGCCGCUGUGGAUAAAAGUCUCUACUUGUUAAAGCCGGACUUUCAGCUAAGUCCUGACAAGGUGUUUAAGGAGUUGGCUGACUUCGACGUUUCAGAUGUUUUUGGCUUACCUAAAGAUGACGGACACAUAUGGUGGCCUGGACUGUCAUCAAAGAGACGCAGGCGGUCUUCUGUGUUUCCGUGGCACUGGGACAUAACUAAGGACGCACGCUUUGCUUUCACAGAAACGGGGCUGGUGGUGAUGACAGACAUGGUGAGUUUGAACCAUCGGCAGAGCGGAGGGAUGUACACAGAUGAGGCUGUUCCUGCCUUUCAGCCUCACACGUCCACUUUGGUGGCUGCCAUGCACUCCCGUACCACCUACAGAUCUGAGAAACGAAAGCGCACAUUUUUCCCAGAGGCUUGGGUGUGGCAUUGCCUCAAUGUCAGCUCUGACACUGGAGAGGCUGACCUGCACCUGCAUGUGCCAGAUUCAAUCACCUCUUGGGUCGUUGAGGCUGUCAGCCUGUCUGAGGAGAAGGGACUGGGUUUAGCAGAGAGGACAGAACUACGGACCUUCAAGCUGUUUUUUGUUGACUUUACGCUGCCCUACAGCUUAAUCAGAGGGGAGCAGACCAAAGUUCCUCUCACCAUCCACAACUACCUGCCUACUUGUUCAGAGGUAAAAAAUGAUGACACACUAUUUCCCUCAUAG
Messenger RNA from Nematolebias whitei (Rio pearlfish), 950 nucleotides. Its product is annotated as C3 and PZP-like alpha-2-macroglobulin domain-containing protein 8. The record is from RefSeq and is a predicted model, not a curated record. Gene Ontology annotation, molecular function: endopeptidase inhibitor activity. NCBI's taxonomy places the organism in Eukaryota, Metazoa, Chordata, Actinopteri, Cyprinodontiformes, Rivulidae.